CGUCGUAGAACUUACGCUCGUGGUUUCGGUCUUAUCUGAAAUAGAAAAUUACAAUUGUAAAUAAACCUAUUUGGUUUAAUACACGUAUUUGGGUAAGACGAAGAUUUGUACUUCCUGCGAAGUUCCUGUAUUUGCUAGAUAAUCCUAAGUAUAAAGAACCAACAACGUUCUUUUCUUCUUAAUUUAAAGAAAGAACAAGCUACUACAAAAUCAUUUGAAAGUAAAAUCCUACCAUUUUAUAGCAACAAAUAAAAUCCUGCCAUUUUAGAGCAAAAAUUUAAAAAAAAUAAAAGACGGUCAGUUAAGGUUAGAGGCGAAGAAAACUUAAAAACAGUUAGGCAUCCCACCUUCCCUAUAGAUCUGGUUUCUUUUACAUGAAAGUGUUGGUUACCUAAACAACACUAAUCUCUUAACGCACGUUCUUUGAGUCUGCUGAAGCAAUGAAGACCAAUACGGCACACCAAAUAUUUUAUCUAGGUGUUUAUCUACUUCGUCUAAUCGUAGCUAAUACGAUGUCUCCACAGGACAUCUCUACAGACCAGACUAGAAGCCCAUCAGUAACAAGCAGAACACCCUCUCAUUUAAUCGAUCCUUCCGAAUUUCCCUUGUUUACAUCUAAUAAUUCAGAAAAUGAAUCCAACUCGGUUUCUACAGUUCUGAACCUGGACACCACACUUACGUCGCUAAAUGAAAACAAUUCCACAUCGAUCCUUAUAAACGGAAAGACUACUUUUGCAUCUUCAGAGAAUUUGAAUCUAAACAAAGAUUCAGAGUCUGCUACACCAACAAGCAGAGCGCUCCCUUCUCAGAAAACCUCUCCCACAACUGAGAUAAGAACUGAUUCAUCAGUUAACAUACCUAAAAUAAGCUCAAGAGAGGAAAUAGCUAGAACUACUGUAACACACGCUACUUUAAGCGCAGAAGAUCUUGUUCCAGAGGAUUCUUCUUCUUCAACACAAAUUAUUUUGGAGUACUUGGAAUUGACCACUAAGACAUCAUUGUUCAUCGAUGAUGCAGAAUCACCUGAGAUUCAAACUAUUACUAUCCAAGCAGGACAGUCAACAUUCCAUUCUGAAGAAAUUACAACAACACCCGAUAGUAUUUCACCAGAAACAGUUACUAAAACAUCAUUUGUAGAAUCCAGCGUCACUGGUUCACUCUCCAUUCACACAGACGAAUUAUUCCAACCUGAGCCUUCAUAUAACGAUUCAUUACUCACAGCAAUGAAAGAACCAGAACGAGAAACCGAGGGACCUUACACAAAAGAAGGUAUCACGAAUAUUUCACAAAGUUCCACGACAAUUGAUACACGACAAUUAAAUGAUUCUUUUUUAGUUUCUUCAAAAUCCAUUGACUUUGAUGAAGCAUAUCACCUACUUGCAGUACAAACGCAACCUCCUGUCUCCCUAGAUUCUACUGAUACCAAUUCCUCACUUAACUCAACAUUGUCUAGCCAUAAAUCCAUAAGUUCCACAAUCGACACCGACUUUGCUGAACGCACUACUACUGAAAUAGAACACUUUGAAGAGAUGACUUUAUCAUCCCUUACAUCUGUUGAGGUUCCUGAGGAAACAUCCUCACACAAGCCAACAAGCAAAGAUGUUUUACUUUUCCAUUCUGAAGGAUCAUCGACUAUUGAUGGAAUCCCAUUUAACGAACCUAUGAUUGCAAACGGGUCAUUUAUGACUUACGAAGAAUCCACAGAAGAAACAUUUUCUAUGACUUCUGACGACCCGUUGUCUAAAAACCAAACGUUCUUUGUCACAUCUGAAGAAACUCCGACUUCAAAAGAUACCUUAUUUAUUACUCAAGAACCAUCACUCACAAAGGAUUCGUUUUUUAUUGAGAUCAUUGGAUCUUCUUCGCCAAGAACAGAAGUCAGUCCGACUCAAAAUGCAGCAGCUUCAGGAAUAACUCACUUAACUGAGUUAUUAGAAAAUACAAAUGGGACAGGUAUGCAAGUCAUCGCAAAACCGAUUUCAGACAGAACAUUUUCACAGUCAGAUUCUACACUGGUGCCCUCUGCAGUGAACUUUUCAGCUGAAACUACGGAAGAUGAGAUUAAUAUAACAGAAGAUUUGACCGAAAGCACAGCCGUAUCCACAGUAGUCUCAAUUGGAGAAACGCAGGAAGUUCCCUAUUCUUCUUUUCCUAAGGAGUAUAACUACGAUACACUAAGCACGGAUGUGAAGAUUGGUAUUACAACAAUCGUUUUCUACGCUCCUGGACUAGAGAUAUCAGAAUGGAUACAAUACGAAGAAUUUAGAUUUCGUACUGUUGUGGUAGAACUUCUUGAGAAACUUCUGGAUGUUGCAACGGAAGAAAUGAAGAACAGUACAUCGAAUGACCCAGUUGCGAAUGCGCGUGUGUACAGCAAGCCCUUUUCAGCCGACGAUGUUGUUUAUGUUAGACCUACACCUAGAACAGAUGGAAGUAGGCUUAUCAUUAGUUUUCUGGUUGAAAACAAAACAGCUGAUGGUAGAAAUGGCAGUGUGCAUGGUGAAGUCAUAGUUAAUGCUGUGGCUAGAGGAAAAGAGACAUUGGAGCAAAAGGUGUGGAUGAACCUUACUUCUCUCUAUAGGGGAAUUUACGCAACUUUUGUAGAUCCCAACACAUUAUCAACGCAAGCAUCGUUUCUAGUACGCCAUCUGGAAGUGAUCAUUAUCACUGUUGUUAUUUUGGUGUUCUGCUUAGUCAUUUUAUUCGCAGGAGUUUGGCUUAAGUGCAGAACACGUGGAGUUUCGAUGUACGAAUCUGACAAGGCGGUUCUGGAAAAGGAUAUGCAUUCCACAGUAGAGUCUGGUGACCUUAACCCUGAGAACCAGAUUUUAAGCGAAGAAAUGAAGGAACAAGAUAGCAAAGCCUUGAUUAAUGGAAAAAAUAAGAUUCCUGUAGGGCUGGAUGACGAAGGUUGGGUUGUACCUUUUAAGGAGAUCCCUCUCGAAGACAAGAACGAGCCAGAUGUUCAAGACACUAAGUUGUGAUGUUUAGGGUAACGAAAAUCGAAAAAAAGUAAUAGGAAAACAUGUUUGCUAUGUUUUCUCUGACAGUCUAAGAUCUCCAGAAUAUGGGACUUUUCAGUAUUUUCAGAAUUCUGAGAGGAUAACAACCAUGAAACACCGCCCAACCUUCAUUUUAGAAACACCAGUAAAAUUAGUGAUUUUCUUUUAACUGAUAAAAGGUUUUAUACAUUUUCUGGUAUUAUAAGAAGGUUUUACAUUUUCUUUGUUAGUUUCAGCUCUGUUUUAAAUAAGACCUAAUAAAUAAUAACCCUAAAAUUCGAAACCCUUUUUUUCAGUACACGAAAUUGCUCCAUCUUGUAUUUCACACUAGAACUAAUACCCUAGAUAAAACGUUGUUUUUAAUAGUUAUUAAACAACAUCAUCAAAUAUAUUUUCAUAUUUGUCUUUGUGCUAAUCUAUUUUAUGUUUUAUUUUGUAUUUCCAAUACAUCUUAUCCCCAAGCGCUUCUAAUUUUUUGUGACUUUAUAUUUUAUUCGUAGUACCACUGUUGAGACUUUGUGUUUCACGUGACUUGAAGCUGCUCAUAUAACUGCGAAGUUACAAAUAUGACAAGACUUUUACAAAAUGCGAAAGAUAUGUUUUAUAUCCAAUUUUUUAAAUAUUAUUCAAAUAUAAGUCAAUCUCGUGCCCUUUUGUGGUUCUCAGUAAAAUAUUCUUUGUCUAAACUAAAUUAUGAUUUUUAGAAAUAACUAGUACGUUUUCUGAACGAUACUUUUAAUUUAAAUAAAUUCAAAAACAUUGCGAAACAACCAGUUUUCUGAAUCAAGAAAUAUACACAGGAGAAUGCACGGUGAAACCACUGGUAUUACUUUGAGUUUAUGGUGGUCUAAUCUUGUGAAAAAUCAUACAUUCCUAGCAACAGUUUUCCGUUAUGUGACAAAUACAUGUAUUUUAUUCCACAGACGCUUCAAGUUAAAUACUCGAAGUAUUAAAAAUAUGACAGAAGAGUUGCGAUUCCAUAGCCUACUGUCAUCUUAGUGCUAUUUUUAAUGACAGUUGACUAUGGAAUCAGAGUUUACCUACUGUAUUUUCUAUUAAUUUUGAUAUUUAACUGCACGCGUCUGUGAUACAUUUCUCGGAACGACUGAAAUGGAAGUUAUCUUUUUUUCUGUGUUGAACGUAACAUUUUGAUAUCUGUGAACUACGUACUAAAUCUAUGAUAACAGUUGUGUAUAAAUAGUUUGUUUAUCUUACAAUAGGACUCAAUUAUUUACAAGUUAAUUAAUGAGAAUUACAGAUGGCAUUUGGAUCGCUCAUACUUCUCAAAUGUUCUCAUGAUAGACGAAACUUCAACAUAGUGUUAGGCUUAUGUUAUGAUUAUAAACUAACUUGAGAACCUACGUUGACCUAGCUUAAACAAUAUCUAAAACAAGGCACACAAGAAAAUCGCUAGUUUAAAAGACUUAUUAAUUUUUUGUAUUUUAUUUCUUUGUUUAACAUAAAUAUUAUCAGUAAAUUAUCACAAUCUGAAGUAACGAUUGGUAUUUGAACAGAGUUACAAAAGGCUUCAGUUUUUUUUUUAGUGUGUCACCCACUUUGUACAGGAGUAAAUAGGUAUGUCAUCUGCAUUGAUGGAGUAGUGUUUUCACAAGGAGGGGUAAUGUUGAAAAUAACAUGAAUAAAUAGUCGUUAUGUGAGUUGCAUAACUAUUUUUGAGGUAUUUUGUAAGAUCUUAUAACGGUACAGUGCAGGAAAGCCUAUUUUCGAAAGUGCAAUGAGAAGUAUAGCCCAUGCUCUGAAUAACAGUCAGUAAGUAACAUAUUGUUGCGAAAUUAUCUGAAAUGUAUUGUUAAAAGUAUUAAGCAGUUGAUAUGUAUUGUUUAGAAAUGUUUUGAGCAGUUUGAAUCAUAAUACUGAAUGACUAAUACAUUGUUGAUGAAAGAUUUGAAAUGUGUUGCUAAAAGUAUUAAAUAGUUUUAAUAAUAAAGCUAGAAACAAACGGCCUUUACACUCCAGAUAAUUAUAAGAGGAAUUCUACAAGGUUAACACAUAAAACUGUUUGAUGUUAAAAGUGGAACAUUCCAGAUUCUUUUACUUUUAGAAAUUUAAGUGGUUGACUUUCUUUCAGAUACAAAAUACAUUCCAAAUAUUUUAAUUCAAUUGGAACAAUGAAUCGGUGAACAACUAUAUAUCGCUAUUACUACGUUUGUACAUGUAUCACUAUUUAGUGAUAUUUUGUAUACACUUAAAUUCGCGUGUGAGAUACAACAUGUAUUUUCAUGUUCUAAGUAAUAAACCAACAAUAGUUUUUCAUUGUGUUUUAAAUAUUUGUUUAAGAAAAUAAAUAAAGAGUUGUAUUAUUAUCAUUUAAGUUAGCAUUACUGGAUCAUUCAAUAAAAUUCUUCAUUUAUUAAAUAUUACAAAGAACUAUGUUUAUCUGUCAUCAUCAGGUGGCAUACAAGAACUUAGGCUAACAGAAUUUAAUUUUAAAAAAUAACAAAAGUUUUACUGUGUACAACCGAGAAAAACUUGUGUGAAAAACCUUCAUUGUUUUUUAACAAGCACAUUUUAAACGCUUUGCCAAACACUAAACAACUGUAGUAACAAUAUUGUAAAAUCAAACAGUAUUAAGUAGUUAACUGGACUAUAUAUGACCAUUGUUGGGAAAUUCGAGACAACGUACUUAGUAAAUUAACUUUAUGCACAAAAGGAAAUUGUUUUGUGGAGUAUGUUAUUAGACGUUUCACAUUUAGAAAAUAUCUUGAUCAAGGGCACAUUCCUGACGACUCUAUGUAGUUUGGUUUCGAUUGAAACAACUCCACAUAAAACGUUUUAUGCUUUAAUACAUUAGGCUAUUUCAUCAGCCUAGGUAACAAAGUUUGAAGGUUAUCAGAGAAUAAUAUAAAGACAGAUAUAGGUUUGGAAGCUGCCACGAGGAUUUUUCAGUCACAAAGUCUAAGGGAUUUGUUUGUCUCUAUGCUAUAUAUAUAUGUAUAUAACAAUUAACUAUCUUACAGGAUACUUUAUUAAAACUACAGUUUAUGUAUUUUUGCAUCUAUGAAUUUUAAAAGGGCAUGUUUAUAAACGUUGUAUUAUAAAUGUUACCACUCUUUGUUCCCCCUUGAACAUAAUUUAUAAAUAUUCUAGAUAUUGACUGAAUUUCUUGGUCCAACCAAAACAGUAGAAGCACGUUUUAAUCAGAUUUAACCCUCAAGUACUUGUUUUUAAAGGAAAAACAAUCGUGACUUGAGCGUAUGUAGUAUAUGUCUCGAUACCAAGUUAACUACCGUAUUUUUCGGAAUAUAAGACGCACCCUUAUUUUGAAGACAAAGUUUUUGGGAAAAAAAAAAAGCUACAGUCGCAUUUGAAAGAUUUUUAUUGAACAAAAAUUCAAUUUGAUU
Messenger RNA from Limulus polyphemus (Atlantic horseshoe crab), 6364 nucleotides. RefSeq lists its product as uncharacterized. Lineage: Eukaryota; Metazoa; Arthropoda; Merostomata; Xiphosura; Limulidae. The transcript is spliced from 10 exons. The record is from RefSeq and is a predicted model, not a curated record. The coding region runs from base 441 to 2984 and encodes 847 amino acids.